This is a messenger RNA of Salvelinus fontinalis (brook trout), 5369 nucleotides long. RefSeq names its product serine/threonine-protein kinase LMTK2-like. Gene Ontology annotation, biological process: protein phosphorylation. The record is from RefSeq and is a predicted model, not a curated record. The coding region runs from base 963 to 5015 and encodes 1350 amino acids. The transcript has 8 exons. NCBI's taxonomy places the organism in Eukaryota, Metazoa, Chordata, Actinopteri, Salmoniformes, Salmonidae. Gene Ontology annotation, molecular function: protein kinase activity; ATP binding.
AUACAUUAUAAUGCCGCCUUCAGUGAAAUUCCAUCCUGGAUUAGUGGUGGUGUGGCAUUGUCUCUUGUGGUCUUUGCUCAGAAUGUUCUUUCCGUCGUUUGUUUUUCACAAUACUAUUUUAUUUUAAUGGUAAAAGUUUUACCAAUUUGUUGUGAAGGUUUUGUCCUUUAAAGGAGGCUGCACUAUGCUGAGAUAUGUAAUUGAGAAUGCAAGCCUUUCAUGGCAGUUCUCAGAGCUUUGUAAGUUGCCUGCAGGGUGUGAACCACAGCCACUGUUGACACAAUAGUACGAGGCAAGCCCCUAUUACCUCAGGAGGAGCCUUGUCAGUGAAUCCAUCAACUCAGACUCAUUAUCCCGGAUAUUAUCUCAACGUUACUGAUCUAAACUGACAGAUGAAUGCCUUGCACUCUGCCACCUCAGCCUAACCCACAUAGUGACGGUUUGUACCACUACAAUCAGAGGGCUCUGGUGGGUUGGUGGUUGGUUACAUUCUGGCAUCGGCCUCAGCUGCCCUCCCCAACAUCUGAGGGGUGGGAAGUAAAUUUGCCCCCCUCAACCUAUUUCCCCAGACAAUGGGACUCGUUGUUCUCACACACCCCUGGCCUGCCCCGUUCACCUCCUCUCCCAAACGGAGCUUUUGACCGUGUGCCCAGAAACGUGACCUGGCCAUCCGGCAAGAGUUGAUCCACCCCACUGGCCUGAUUUUGUAUUUUAAAAUUGCCGUGACACAGCAUAUAGACCUCGGUGUAUUAAACAGCUGGGCCCUUAUUUGGUUCCACCCCCCCAUCGGCAGUAAAACCCUGCUGGGCUGGAGAGAGCUAUGCAGUGGGAGGGAGUCUACUGCCCCUGUGUGGAUGACUGCUUACAAUGCACCUUCAGAUAGUCACUCAAGUCCAUAUUACAGGAGCUUCAAGAUGUGAUGUUUCUGUGUGCCGUUUUAUAUUCAAAUAAGGACUAAGUGAAUGCUGUUUUUGGCAUUGAAACUAGUACACAGGUGUUAUCCUGUGCGUGUGUCUCCAUUUCAGGGGGACCUCCGGAGCUACCUGUCUCAGCAGGAUUGGAUGUUCCGAAAUGCUGAGCUGCUGCAGCUGCAGAAGAUGGCCUGUGAAAUUGCUGCUGGCGUCACCCACCUCCACAAACACAACUUCCUGCACAGUGACUUAGCCCUGAGGAACUGCUAUCUGACUGCAGACCUGACGGUCAGAGUGGGAGACUAUGGCAUCGGCCCCUACAGAUACAAGGAGGAUUACAUCAUCACGGAGGACGACGAGUCGGCGCCCCUGCGCUGGAUGGCCCCGGAGCUGGUGGGGGAGCGCCAUGGGGGCGUGAUCACCCUGGACCAGACCAAGCCUGGCAAUGUGUGGGCCUUGGGGGUGACUCUGUGGGAGCUGUUUGAGAACGCAGCCCAGCCCUACCCUCACCUGUCUGACCGCGAGGUCCUGAACCACGUCAUCAGGGAACAGCAGAUCAAACUGUUGAAACCACAGCUGGAGCUGCCCUACUCUGACAGAUGGUAUGAGGUGCUACAGUUCUGCUGGCUAACUCCAGACAAGCGGGCCACGGCCGAGGAGAUCCACCGGCUGCUCACCUACCUGCGUAUGCAGGGCCAGAAGGAUGUAGAGGACGACUUCCAGCAGCGCUGGGACUCCCUCAAACCCAACCCUGUCACGCGCCAGACCACCGUCAGCCACUCCUCCUACCCCAUUCUGGAGCAGUUCGCAGAUGAUGCCCUGCGGGCCGAGGUGGACGAGGUGCUCACCGUCACUGAGACCAGCCGUGGCCUGAGCUUCGAGUAUGUGUGGGAAGCGGCCAAGCAUGACCAUUACGACAGCAGCAGUGGCCAUGGACGCUCGGCUAUGAACACCACGCUCAACUACCACAGCAUGUUCUUCCCCGUGCCCAGCGAGGACAUUCAGGCCCACUUUCCAGACCCCGCAGCCCCCAGGACGGGGGGCUCCGACAGCAGGAACACCCAUUCAGCAAUCCCUGGGAUUCUUCCCGUGUUUGACGCUCACAAACCAGCCAAUGGAAACGAGUACUACAUCCAGUUGGAGGAGCAGGGGGAGAGCACCGUGGAGGCGAAAGAGAACAGGGGUCCGGAGGUAGACACAGUUUCAGACGGGCAGAAAUUUGUCACCCUUCAAGACGUCCGCUUGGACGAGUCCAGCACCGAUGCAGACUUCUUCCACCACAGCAUAGACUCCAAGGACUCGUACCUCCAGGACAGCCACAUCUGGUCGUCCAGUGAGCAUGACAGCCCCUACCACACCAACAUCUUCAGUGAGGGAGACUCCAGACAGGACUCCCAUUCCUGGAACAGGGGCUUCAUGGAGCUUCCAGAACUCAACGGAAAUGGUUUUCAGAGAGUGGAGUCUGUAGAGGGGCAGACCCAGGGAACAGAAAAGUCAUUUCGGAAUUCUUUUUUAGGGGAGCGCCAUUCAGAGGUCAUCCUCCAGGACUCUUUAGAGGAGGCAGAGGGGGAGGGAACCCCGGAUGUGAUGAGGCUACUGAACACUGAGAAACUAGCGGACAACUUCAUGUUCCUCAAAGAGAAGAGCCUGAUGAAGGAGGGCUCUGGUUUAUCAGGGAAAAGUAGUGGGAGUCAACAACUGGACUUCCUCCAACCUGGUCUGACCCACAUCCCCGAGCACAGUUUCAGAAUGAACUCUUGGGAUGAUGAUGAUGAUGAGACCAUAGAUGGCAUAAACGUAGCAGAGAUCCCCAUAAAACCUGUGGAGAGCAACAUGUCCCCAGCAGAGGAGGAACUUUUUGACUUUAUGAGUCCCAGUUUUGUGGAUUUCCUGCAACCUCUAGCAGACCCUAAAACACUGGUGCCUUCAAAUACACUGGUAACAGAGGACAUCUGUAGCAACCAGCUGCCAAUUAGAGGACUGCUGCAGCAGUCCUCUAAUAUGAGGAUGGACUCUGCCUCUGAGAGGGCUGAGGUCCCUGCUAUUAGUUCAGCAAAUAUCCACCAGUCUCCCACACUCCUCUCUGAAAGUGCCACUACAGACCCCCUGUGCAUGGAUGCCAAAAACCCCAGCCUUGACUGCCUCGGAGCCUCAGAGGAUGACUGUGUUGAAUCCAAAGGAAUCAAAGAGCCAACAGAUGACCUGCUAAGCUAUGACUCUCCCCCAGUCUAUGUCAGUGAGAUUUCUGUUGACAAUGGCCUGACCAGUGAAGGCUUUACCAGUGAUGAUCUGCUGAGCGACCUGGUUGAAGAUGAUACAGAGGCAGAAAUGGAUACCGUUCUCUCUGAGCAUGAACAUGACAGGUCCUCUCUGCUGGUUUCUGGUCCUUCCAUGGACCAGAUCAGCCAGGACAGCCUAUUGGAGGACAGUGUUUCCACCACUCUGCCCACUGUGGAGAAAUCAGCUGAGACACUAGAUUCCCUGGACAACAGCCACAGGCUGGAGGGGUCUGUUGAAGAGCUAAACACCCCGGCAGCCCCUCACAAGCUCCAGCCCCCGUACAAAACAGCCGACAGCGGCUACGAGACAGAGAACCUGGAGUCUCCAGAGUGGAACUCUCAGCCCAUCAUCAAAGACCACUUCUCAGAGGAAAACGGUCUGAGUUUGGCCGAGGAAGAGGAGGAGGAGCCAGCAGCUGCUACCAUGCUGGUUCCCCCCGAAAUCAUCGUCUCGGAGGUGGAGAGUGUGAUGGAUGCUCAGGACGGUGAGGACCAGCAGGCAGAGCCCAUCGCCCCUGGCGAGGAAUAUUUCACGGGAGGCAACUACAGAGACUCUGCUUACUUCUCCGACAACGAGUCCGAGCCCGAGAAGAAGUCUGAAGAAGCCAACUCGGCAACUGUGGACAUCAGUGGCGGUGUUUCUGGAGGUCCAUCUGUUCUUCCUGAAGUCACAGAGGAGGAUCAUGUAGAGUCUUCUGCUGGGUCACAGUCUCCCAUUGCUCGAGAAGCUCUGGUUGAUAUUGGAGUGGAGAAGACCAAGCCUCAGCUCCUGGAAGGGACCAGUCUCCCUGUGCUGAUCCUCACCACAGAGGAGGACUGGGAGAAGACGUCACCUGUGUCCAUCGACGGCAGUGUGGACGAAACCAGGACACUGGAGUUCUUCCCUGACUUCAGGACUCACAGUCACUCUGAGUCCAGCGGAACUUCCACCGAGGACCUGGAAAAGCCUCCAUUGCCUGCUGUUGCUACCUCAGCAAAACCUUUUCCUGAGAACAUACCGGUCCACGCUAAGCUAACCAGGACCUACGCCAGCGAGAUCACCCCCAAGUUGAAGGAGCCCGACAUGGAGGGGAGGUACCUGGGCAGGCGCGACGGCUCUGAUGAGAAUGGGCAGGAGGACGGAGGGGAGGCGGACGAAGAGGACGAUAACAGCGAUGACUCGGAUGAUGACAUGCGGGCGUACCGGCUGCACAGCUCCAGCGAGGACAGCGAGGACGACACGGUGCACCCGGUUCCCGUUAUAGUCUCGGAUGACAGUAGAGCGCGGAACCUCAAGAGCCUGCUGAAGCCCACGUCGCUGAAUGUCACCCCCAGCGCCAAACCCUCCAUGCCAUCAGGGGGCAGCGAUUCAGACAGUGCCAGUAGAGCAGUGUCGUUUUUCGACGAUGUCACUGUUUUCCUUUUCGACCAAGAGACCCCCACCAAGGAGCUGGGAGACCAUUCGUCAGGUUCCAACAGCCAGGUGUCCGAGUUCAGCAGCCCUGUGCCCACGGCCAGCUACCUGAAUAGGUUCACCAACUCCACAGAUGAAGAAGGCGGUGGGUUUGAAUGGGAUGACGACUUCUCGUCCCCGGAGCCCUCGGCGUUCCUCUCCAAGGCAGCUACGGACCUGGCCGUGUCUAAAACCAUGUCCCCUUCGUCUACGGCCUCUCACUACUUCUCCCCUCCCGGGGGCCGCGCCCCGGAGCCCAGCUGGAGCAGCUCCAGCUCCAACUACUCCCGCUUCUCCAUCUCCCCGGCCAACAUCGCCAGCUUCUCCCUCACACACCUCACUGACUCAGACACCGAACAAGGAGGAAGCAGUGAAGAAGGAGAUAAAGACUAAGGUGCAUGUGGAAGGGACUGUUUCCCCCCCCACUUCUGAGGGGAAUGGACCCAGAGCCUCGUACAAUGUCAGGUGAAUGUAGGAGAGCUCAACAUGCAGGCUAAAGAUGGACGGAUGAUGACACUGUUAUGAAGGCCGUGGAUGCUUCUCUUCUCAGGCAGAACUGCCCCCCCAUCAUCAUAUGAAUAGAACUAGAAACAGACUGAGCUAGAGGCUCCGACAGCCACAACGCCCUCAACAAAAUCCCCUUCCUUCCACCAAAAGCCUCUUAGCAAAUAAACAGUUGAGGCUCAGUCAGUCGUCUGAGCCUUGUUCUCUCCCCCCCCCCAUCAGUGCAAUGCAGCAGGAAGAACA